AUGAGUGAGGCACUAAGAAUCGGAACCUGGCCGGUGAUGGCGGGGCGGCUGGGCGCUGCAGGGUUGCUGUCGGAGCUCCAGGCUUGGCUCCGGCUACUGACGGACCUGGUGAGGGGCGUCAUCACAGCCAAGAGCCUGCGGCGGGGCAUCGAGGCCGCACUGGGUGUGCGCAGCAUGACGCUCGAUGAGGCCGCGGCGAUGGUGCGGCAGGGUGACCACAAUGACGACGACGCACUCAGCGAGGCCGAGUUCUACGUCCUCAUGGUGCGGCUCAGCCCCGACAUCAUGGCUGAUGCCGAGGCGUGGCUCGAGGAGGCCAUCGCCAACGAGCUGCAGGUAGCCCGCUCGCAAUCGCCGCCAGCCUAG
Phragmites australis (common reed) is the source of this 366-nucleotide messenger RNA. RefSeq names its product calcium-binding protein KIC-like. Bases 1 to 366 code for a protein of 121 amino acids. The record is from RefSeq and is a predicted model, not a curated record. Gene Ontology annotation, molecular function: calcium ion binding. NCBI's taxonomy places the organism in Eukaryota, Viridiplantae, Streptophyta, Magnoliopsida, Poales, Poaceae. The transcript is spliced from 2 exons.